Leucoraja erinaceus (little skate) is the source of this 1929-nucleotide messenger RNA. RefSeq names its product sialic acid-binding Ig-like lectin 8. The record is from RefSeq and is a predicted model, not a curated record. NCBI's taxonomy places the organism in Eukaryota, Metazoa, Chordata, Chondrichthyes, Rajiformes, Rajidae.
CAAGAUGAGACAUCAGUUGCUUUAUUGACCACAGCUUCAAUGUAGUUGGUGCAGCGUAUGCUGUUGGUGAUAUUUACAGACAUGUGAUAGGAGCAGAAUUAGGCCAUUCAGCCCAUCAAAUCUACUCCGCCUUUUAAUCAUGGCUGAUCCAUCUCUCCCUACUAAUCCCAUUCUCCUGCCUUCUCCCUAUAACCCGUGACACCCGGACAAAUUCACAAUCUAUCUUUCUCUGCCUCAACAAUAUCCACUGACUGGGCCGCCACAGCCUUCUGUGGCAAAGAAUUCCACAGAUUCACCACCCUCUCACUAAAGAAAUUCCUCCUCAUCUCCUUCCUAGAAGAACGUUGAAUUCUGAGGCUAUGACCCUCCCAGUAGUGGAAAAGUCCUUUCCACAUCCACUCUAUCCAAGCCUUUCACUAUUCGGUAAGUUUCAAUGCGGUCCUCCCUCAUUCUUCUAAACUCCAGCUAGUACAGACCCAGUGCUGACAAACACUCUCAUAUGUAAACACACUCAUUCCUGGGACCAUUCCUGUAAACCUCCUCUGGACCCUCUCCAGAGCCAGCACAUCCUUCAUCAGAUGCGGGGCUCAAAAUUCCUCACAAUAUUCCAAAUGUGGCCUCACCAGCUCCUCAUAGAGCCUCAGCAUUGCAUCCAUGUUGCUUAAUGUAUAUUGGUCGCUGGAGUUUUACUGCAAUAACUUUCUCUUCCAGACCGGGAGAUCGGGUAACUGACGGGAUAUCUGGGAUCGGACAAUGAUCGGGAGAUCGUUCUUCCUCCUCUCCCUUCUCCAAGCCGUGAUGUCGGGAGAGUGGAGUGCGUGGAAUCCCGGAGCUGUGACAGCGCAGAAUGGUUUGUGUGCACGGAUUCCGUGUCACUACUGGUACCCGUCGUAACUGAACAGUAAACCACGGACUGGAAUCUGGUUUAACAGUGGGUCACAACACAAAGAUCCUGUAGCCUUCCACUCCGGGGAUCACAGUCUAGAAUCAACAAAGUUUCAGCAUCGGACCCGGCUGUCAGGAAUCCUGAAAGACAACGACUGUUCCCUGGUUAUAGACAACGUCACGCAGCAAGAUGCAGGUCCUUAUUUUUUCAGAGUUGAAUUCGGAGGGGGAAAUAUUUACAACUACCUCCCUGUAACACAGCUCACUGUUACUGAUUUCACGGAUAAACCCACGAUAUUCCCUGCUGAAUUGGUGGCAGGAAAGCCUGUGGACAUGACCUGCUCCUUCAACACCACGUGUAAUGGAACGGCACCCACCUUAACCUGGGUCACCCCCGCUGAUGAACCACCGUCAGCCUCACACAGCGUAACUCAGCAGGGUGACACUCUGACAUAUACUUCUGUUCUGUCCCUGACCCCAGCGCUCAAACAUCACGGGCAAAACCUCACCUGCAGAGUCACAUACCCAACUGUGUCAUCGGAGCAGACCCUCACACUGACUGUGGAAUAUGCUCCACAAAAUUUCUCAAUUACUUCCCACCACGAUGCGAACAGUUCCCGGGUGAUUGUAAAGGAAGGAAACUUUGCAGCGAUCCUCUGCUCCGUCCAGAGUUUCCCAGCAUCUAACCUGACGUGGGUACAUCUCGGUGUCACGCUGAACACAACAUGUUCCAGCAACGAGCUGUGGAUGCAGUUCCCUCAGCUGGCACGGCAGGACGCUGGGGUCUAUCAGUGUGUGGCGGUGAAUGAACACGGGACAGCAGAGAGGGAUGUGACCCUCACUGUAGAAUGUGAGUAGACACACACUAACACAUCCCUCAAAACGUCAUAAGUGAUAGGGGCAGAAUUAGAAUGUCGAAUGGCCAAGUCUACUCCACCAUUCAAUCAUGGCUGAUCUAUCUCUCCCUCCUAACCCCAUUCUCCUGCCUUCUCAUAGAGCCAUAGAGUUAUGGAGCCAUUGAUUCAUAGAGUUAUAGAGAGUGAU